This is a messenger RNA of Chanos chanos (milkfish), 2802 nucleotides long. Its product is annotated as kelch-like protein 33. Bases 1 to 2802 code for a protein of 933 amino acids. The transcript is spliced from 5 exons. The record is from RefSeq and is a predicted model, not a curated record. NCBI's taxonomy places the organism in Eukaryota, Metazoa, Chordata, Actinopteri, Gonorynchiformes, Chanidae. Gene Ontology annotation, molecular function: protein binding.
AUGGCCAGAAUGACCAAAGCAGUAGAUCAGAAUGUUGACCAUGACUGUGAAGUGGAGAAAAUGACAGAGAGAGAAAAGAGUGCAGAGAAUUGGAGCAGGAUAAAAGAUAAACCAGAGGAUGAGGAAGUGGGAGAGGAUGAUGUCAACAAUGAUGAUGAUGAUGAUGAUGAUGAUGACAACGUCAGUAAUAAUAGCUGUAGUGAGAGUACCACCGAGAAGAUCAAAUCAAAGGAUCAACAACUUGACCGUGACUAUGAGGAGUACAAACCAACAGAGAAGGUGGCAGAGAAUAUGUCUCAAGGAAUGGAUGAGCUAGGGAAUGUAGAACUGGCAGUGGAUGAUGAUGAUAUUAAUAAUAUCAGUAGUUCUGCCAAGAUUAAGGCACAGGCGUCCAAAGCAGUAGAUCAGCCUCUUUACCUGAACUGUGAGGGGGACAAAGUAACAGAGAGAGAAGGGAGGGCCACAGAGAAUUUGUGCCCAGAAGAGAAUGAUCUAUGGAAUGAAAAAGUGACAGAGGAGGACGUAGAGGUAGAGGAAGAGGAAGAGGAGGAAGAUGAUCAGUAUGAGAUCUAUACCAAAGAGGAGGAGGAUGAUCUAGAAGAAGAUGAUGAUGAAGGCAUAAGAAAAUUGUACUGCAGUCCAACCUACUCAACUGAGAUCUUCCAAACUCUGAAUCAGCUGAGGAACUCUUCUCUUUUCACUGACUUGACUCUGAACACUGAGGAUGGCCUGGCCCUCUAUGCUCACUCUUCAGUUAUGGCUGCUCUGAGCUCUGUUGUCAAGCAGAGGCUUCGGGAAAGGAAUGGAUGCAGGGAUGGUGAGAGGGAAAGAGAAUUCACCCUAUCUUUCGAUGUAGAGGUGACUCAUUUUGGGCUGGCUGCGGUGCUGGAGUUUGCCUACACAGGUCAAAUAACUUGUCUGGACAAAGGCAUGUUGGCCCAGAUUCGGGCUGCAGCUCUCAGUCUGGGUGUCCCUAGGGUUCUGGACUUCUGCAAGGAACAAGAAGAGAGGGAGAUAAAGGCAGGAGGAGGAGAGAAGAGAGAGGAUAAAAAAACAAAACUCUCUGCUGAAGAGCAGACAAAAAUCACUCUAGAGUCUAUUAGACAGCUGUGGGCUGAAAGAGUGGGCUGUGAUGUGGAACUGGAGGUUGAAGGAAGACGGUUCCAUGCCCACAGGGUGAUCCUUGCAGCCAGCAGUGACUACUUUCGGGGCAUGUUCACCAGUGGUAUGAGGGAUUCCCACCAGCCAUGUGUGACCCUGUUGUUGCUGAGGAUGUCUGAAUUUGAACCCCUUCUUCAAUGUUCAUACAGUGGAAACCUAGCUCUUGGCUGGGGGUGUGUUUUUGAACUUGCUUGUACAGCCCUCCAGUUUCAAUUUCAGCAUGCAUAUUCAUUGUGUAUGGAUUUUUUGAAGCAGGAGAUAGAUGCCAACUCAUGCCUGGAUGUUGUCUCUUUCGCUGAGGCAUUUGAGAUGGGUUGGUUGCAUGAAGUGGCUGAGGAUUUUGUCUUGAGGAACUUCCUGGAUGUGGCAAUGACUCCCAAGUUCCUCGACUUGCCUGUGGAAAAGCUGAAGGAGUACUUGCGAAGUGAUGCCCUCUGUGUUCCUUCUGAACUGCCUGUGUUCAAGGCAGUUGUCUCAUGGAUUGAAGCCAAUCCUAGAAAACGGGUACGACUUGCCAGGGAACUGAUGGGAACCAUCCAGUUUCCCCUAAUGACCUUCAAGGAAUUCAAGGAGGUGAAAGCCAUAUCUGGUUGGCCGAAGUGCAGCGCGAAAGACCUCUACGAGUCCCUGUUAGAAGAGUUCUGUUCCACUUCUGCUGAUUACCAAUCUCACUGUAGGGUCUACUUACCGAAAGAUGCCCUAAUCCUAGUUGGAGGUGAGAGGAUCACAGAGGACUUUGACAAUCGCUAUCCCUGCAAGGAGAUUUGGUUUGGCAACUCUUUCCGCAACCAUACUGGCCUGGUGAAGCGGGUGGAGUGGAGGAUGCUUGCGAAUUUGCCAGAACAACCUCGUUUCAGUCACGGAGUGGCAGUGCUGAAGGGGAAGCUGUAUGUGGUUGGAGGACGACACUACUAUGGGACAGAAGACACCUUGAAUUCUACUUACAGGUAUGAUCCAUACCAGAACAGCUGGCAAAGAAUGGCUGAUAUGCAUGAAAAAAGGAGCAUCUUUUCACUGGUUGUAUUAGAUGGAGAAUUAUAUGCUAUCGGUGGGGAGAGAGAUUCACAGACAAGUACAGAAAGUGUUGAGAAUUAUUGUCCCAGUACCGACUCCUGGAGCUUUUCACACCCUUUGGAUCAGGCACUCAGUGGCCAUGCAGCUACUUUGUGGUGUGGAAAGAUUUUUAUUUCUGGCGGUUUUGACAGCAAGUAUCAGUGCCUGGACUCUAUGUUCCAGUACAGCCCAGACACUGGAAUCACAUAUGUGUCUGAGAUGAACCACAGUCGGGCCCUGCACUGUAUGGAAACACUACGUGAUUGUGUGUAUGUGGCAGGGGGCGUCUCUGCUGACAGGAAUGGACAGCUUGUUGACCAGUUUGCCUGUGAGAUCUACGACCCCGCGGGUGACUGCUGGAGUUCCAUCACGCCCCUUCCUGUUCCCCACGUGGCCGCAGGCUCAGCAACCUUGGAGGGGAAGCUCUACAUAGUGGGUGGAUACUGCCAGGAAGACUACAGCGAGUCAAGACAGGUACAUCGUUACGAUCCUCCAACUCAACGCUGGGAGAACAUGAGCAUGACGCCUGGGCCCAACACUUGCUUGGGAGUCUGUGUACUGAGUUUACCUGCCCACCUGAGACGGUGA